Molecule: messenger RNA, 5355 nt
Organism: Empidonax traillii (willow flycatcher)
Lineage: Eukaryota; Metazoa; Chordata; Aves; Passeriformes; Tyrannidae
Gene: FAT4
Product: FAT atypical cadherin 4
Exons: 3
Coding region: 1-5355 (1784 amino acids)
Biological process (GO): homophilic cell-cell adhesion
Cellular component (GO): plasma membrane
Molecular function (GO): calcium ion binding
Source: RefSeq, a predicted model, not a curated record
AUGCGGCGCGGAGCCCCCGGCCGCCCCCCAGCCCCGGAGCGGCGGCGGGAGGAGCGGCGGAGGCACAGGCAGAGGCAGAGCCGGAGCGUCCCCGCCGCCGCCGCCGAGCCGCGCCAGGUGUUCCAGGUGCUGGAGGAGCAGCCGCCCGGCACCUGGGUGGGCACCAUCGCCACCCGGCCCGGCUUCACCUACCGCCUGAGCGAGCACCACGACCUGUUCGCUAUCAACGCCACCUCGGGCGCCCUGCACACCCGCGCCACCAUCGACCGCGAGAGCCUGGCCAGCGACGUGGUGGACCUGGUGGUGCUCUCCAGCCAGCCCACCUACCCCAGCGAGGUGCGCGUCCUGGUGCUCGACCUCAACGACAACGCGCCCGUCUUCCCCGACCCCUCCAUCGUGGUGACUUUCAAGGAGGAUACGGGCAGCGGGCGCCAGCUUAUCCUGGACACAGCCACCGAUGCUGACAGUGGCACCAACGGUGUAGACCACGGCUCCUAUCGGAUUGUGGCCGGCAAUGAGGAGGGCCGCUUCCGCCUCAACAUCACCCUCAACCCCAGCGGUGAAGGAGCUUUCUUGCACCUGGUGUCCCGUGGAGGGCUGGACCGGGAGGCCACCCCCACCUACCAGCUGUUGGUGCAGGUGGAGGACAAGGGCGAGCCCCGUCGGCGAGGGUACCUUCAGGUCAACGUCACCGUCCAGGACAUCAAUGACAACCCCCCCAUCUUCAGCCAGACGCUUUACCAGGCACGAGUGCCUGAGGAUGCGCCUGUUGGGGCCAGCGUUCUCCAGGUCACUGCAGCUGAUGCCGAUGAAGGCACCAAUGCGGACAUCCGCUACCGCCUGGAAGGAGGUGAUGGCAGUGGCAGUGGUGGUGGGGAUGGGGCUGGCGGCCUCCCGUUUGAGGUGGACCCCGAGAGCGGGGUGAUCCGUAUCCGUGAGCACCUGGACUAUGAGGUGCGACAGGAGUACUCGCUGACGGUCCAGGCCAUGGACCGAGGGGUGCCGGCGCUGAGCGGCCGGGCCGAGGCCCUCAUCCGCCUGCUCGAUGUCAACGACAACGAGCCCCGGGUGAAGUUCCGCUACUUCCCGGCCACCUCCCGGUUUGCCUCUGUGGAUGAGAAUGCAGCCCCUGGCACCGUGGUGGCCCUGCUGACGGUGAGCGAUGCCGACUCCCCCGCAGCCAACGGGAACAUCUCCGUGUCGAUCCUGGCGGGAAACGAGCAGCGGCACUUUGAGGUACACAGCAGUAAGGUACCCAACCUCAGCCUUAUAAAGGUAGCGGCCGCGUUGGACCGGGAACGCAUCCCGGCCUAUAACCUUACCGUGGCAGUGGCAGAUAACUACGGGGCCCCACCGCCACCUCCAGGCUCUCCCACUUCUGUCUUUUCUCCUGACGGGGCCGUGGCAGCUCCCGUGAGCCGCUCCUCGGUAGCCAGCCUGGUGAUCUUUGUGAAUGACAUUAAUGACCACCCACCUGUCUUCGGGCAGUCUGUCUACAGCGUAAACAUCAGUGAGGAGGUGCCCCUGGGCAGUUAUGUGCGGGGCCUGAGUGCCACGGACCGUGACUCGGGCCUCAAUGCCAACCUCAAGUACAGCAUCGUCUCAGGCAAUGAGCUCGGCUGGUUUCGCAUCAGCGAGCACAGUGGGCUGGUCACCACGGCUGGCCCCGAGGGCGGCACUGCCGGACAUGCUGCAGGCACAUCCAUCUCCAGCAGGCUGGACCGGGAGACUGCUUCUCAGGUGGUGCUUAACAUCAGUGCCCGUGACCAGGGGGUGCAGCCCAAGUUCUCCUACGCACAGCUUGUGGUGACCAUCCUGGAUGUCAAUGACAACAAACCUCGCUUCAGUCAACCCGAGGGCUACCAAGUGUCCCUGGCUGAAAACUCCCCAUCAGGAACUGAGCUGCUUGUCCUGAGUGCUGCUGAUGGGGACCUGGGGGACAAUGGGACUGUCCGCUUCUCCCUGCAGGAAGCUGAACCAGCACUGGUAGUGGUUGGCCCCUCCUCUGUAACCCCUCGCCAGUUUUUUCGCUUGGAUCCUGUUUCGGGCAAGCUCAGCACCAUCUCGCAGCUGGACCGUGAGGAGCAGUCUUACUUCUCCCUGCAGGUCUUGGCCACUGAUUUAGGCUCUCCUCCCCUUUCCUCAGUAGCCCGAGUUAAUGUGACCGUCCUGGAUGUGAAUGACAACAGCCCUGUGUUUUACCCCGUUCAGUAUUUUGCCCAUAUCCAAGAGAAUGAACCAGCUGGAACCUACGUGACCACGGUGUCUGCCACAGAUCCUGAUCUGGGGCCCAAUGGGACAGUCAAGUACAGCAUCUCAGCUGGAGAUACCUCCAGGUUUCAGGUCCAUGGCCAGACAGGGGUCAUCACAACAAAAAUAGCCCUCGACAGGGAGGAGAAAACUGCUUACCAGCUGCAGAUUGUGGCCACUGACGGUGGCCAUCUUCAGUCGCAGAACCAAGCCAUUGUCACCAUCACUGUCCUGGACACCCAGGACAACCCACCUGUUUUCAGCCAGGGCACGUACAGUUUUGUUGUCUUUGAAAACGUUGCCCUGGGUUACCACGUAGGUACUGUUUUUGCUUCCACCAUGGACCUCAACACUAACAUCAGUUACCUUAUUACGACAGGUGACCAAAGGGGCAUGUUUGCCAUCAACAGAGCAACGGGGCAGAUCACCACAGCCAGUAUUAUUGACAGGGAGGAGCAAGCGUUUUACCAGCUGAAGGUGGUUGCUAGUGGCGGGGCGGUAACUGGCGAUGCUGUGGUCAAUAUAACUGUCAAAGAUUUAAAUGACAAUUCCCCACACUUUAUUCAUGCUGUGGAAAGUGUAAAUGUGGUUGAAAACUGGAAAGCUGGGCACACCAUAUUCCAGGCCAAAGCUCUUGAUCCUGAUGAAGGUGUUAACGGCGUGGUCCUUUACAGCCUUAAGCAAAACCCAAAGGGCUUGUUUUCAAUCAAUGAACAAACCGGUGCCAUAAGCUUAACGGGGCCACUUGACAUAAAUGCUGGGUCUUACCAGGUUGAAAUUCAGGCCUCGGAUAUGGGGGUGCCGCAGCUGUCCUCUAACUUUAUCCUGACUGUCUCUGUCCAUGAUGUAAAUGAUAACCCGCCUGUGUUCGACCAGCUUUCCUAUGAAAUUACUAUUUUGGAGUCAGAGCCUGUGAAUUCCAGGUUCUUUAAGGUACAGGCUUCUGACAAAGACUCGGGAGUGAACGGUGAAAUAGCUUACAGUAUAAUUGAAGGAAAUGCUGGGGAUGCCUUUGGCAUAUUCCCAGAUGGUCAGCUGUAUAUAAAAAGUGAACUGGACCGUGAACUUCAGGAAAGAUAUAUUUUGCUGGUUGUUGCCUCUGAUAGAGCAGUAGAACCACUCAAUGCUACUGUGAAUGUUACUGUGAUUCUGGAGGAUGUAAAUGACAACAGGCCCCUGUUCAAUAGUACCAACUACGUGUUUUAUUUUGAAGAGGAGCAGACAGGUGGAUCAUAUGUAGGUAAAAUAAAUGCUGUAGAUAAAGACUUUGGGCCAAAUGGUGAGGUCAGGUAUUCCUUUGAGCAUUUGCAGCCAGAUUUUGAGCUGAACACAGUAACUGGGGAAAUCAGAAGCACUCAUCAGUUUGACAGAGAAGCUCUUAUGAGACAGAGGGGAGCUGCAGUAUUUAGUCUCACAGUAAUAGCAACGGAUCAGGGGUUGCCAAAGCCUCUAAAGGAUCAGGCAACUGUACAGAUCUACAUGAAAGACAUCAAUGAUAAUGCCCCCAAAUUUUUGAAAGAUCUCUACCAAGCUACUAUAUCAGAAUCGGCAGCAAAUCUGACACAGGUGCUAAGAGUUUCUGCCUCAGAUGUUGAUGAAGGGGUUAAUGGAUUGAUUCACUACUCUGUAAUCAAGGGAAAUGAAGAAAAUCAGUUUGCAAUAGAUAGUAGCACAGGCCAAGUGACCUUAAUAGGCAAACUCGAUCAUGAGGCUACUGCAUCAUAUUCCCUUGUCAUCCAAGCAGUAGACUCUGGAGCGGUGUCCCUGAGUUCAACUUGCAUGUUGAGCAUUGAUGUAUUGGAUGAAAAUGACAACAGUCCUUCCUUCCCUAAAUCAACCUUGUUAGUGGAUGUCUUGGAAAAUAUGAGGGUUGGUGAACUUGUGUCAUCUGUCACUGCCACUGAUUCUGAUUCAGGUGACAAUGCUGACCUGCACUAUAGCAUUACAGGGACGAACAACCACGGGACCUUUAGCAUCAGUCCCAACACCGGUAGUAUUUUUCUUGCAAAGAAGCUGGACUUUGAGACCCAGUCUCUGUAUAAGCUAAAUAUAACAGCAAAAGACCAAGGGAGACCACCGCGGUCAUCUACCAUGUCUGUGGUGAUACAUGUUAGAGAUUUCAAUGAUAAUCCUCCCAAUUUUCCUCCGGGAGACAUCUUUAAAUCGAUUGUUGAGAAUGUUCCUGUUGGUAGCUCUGUCAUUUCUGUGACUGCCCAUGAUCCGGAUGCAGAUAUUAACGGGCAGCUGACGUAUGCAAUCAUUCAGCAGAUGCCAAGGGGUAAUCACUUCCGUAUAGAUGAAGUGAGAGGGACAAUAUUUACCAACGCUGAAAUAGAUCGAGAGUUUGCUAAUCUUUUUGAGUUGACAGUCAAAGCCACCGAUCAGGCCGUUCCCGUGGAGUCCAGGCGGUUCGCUCUGAAGAACGUGACCAUUUUGGUGACGGACCAAAAUGACAAUGUUCCCGUGUUCGUGUCACAAAAUGCGCUCGCAGCCGACCCUUCGGUUGUGAUCGGCUCCAUCCUAACAACAAUUAUUGCUGCGGAUCCUGACGAGGGCGCCAAUGGAGAAGUGGAGUAUGAAAUAGUCAAUGGAGAUACUGAGACCUUCAUUGUGGAUCGCUACAGUGGAGACUUAAGAGUAGCAUCAGCUCUGGUGCCUUCUCAGCUCAUAUACAAUCUCAUAGUUUCUGCCACAGAUCUUGGCCCUGAAAGGAGAAAAUCUACCACUGAAAUGACUAUAAUUCUGCAGGGGGUUGACGGGCCUGUUUUCACUCAGCCAAAAUACAUAACCAUCCUAAAAGAAGGCGAGCCCAUCGGGACAAAUGUGAUAUCUAUCGAAGCGGCGAGUCCGCGGGGCUCCGAAGCUCAGGUGGAAUAUUACAUCGUGUCCGUUCGAUGCGAAGAUAAGAGCCUUGGGCGCCUCUUCACCAUCGGGCGCCAUACUGGGGUCAUCCAGACCGCUGCCAUUUUGGACAGGGAGCAAGGAGCGCGCCUCUACUUGGUGGAUGUUUAUGCCAUUGAAAAGUCGUCGGUUUUGCCCCGCACGCAACGAGCAGAGGUCCUUGCUGGCCCUGGGAGUGAGGUGGAGGUGCUCAAACCUUUCUAG